AUGGCAGUACUUAGGGUGAUCUUGGAAAAAGAAGGGCCUCGUUCCUUGUUUAGAGGAUUGGGCCCCAAUUUAGUGGGGGUGGCCCCUUCCAGAGCAAUAUACUUUGCUGCUUAUUCAAACUGCAAGGAAAAGUUGAAUGGUGUAUUUGAUCCUGAUUCCACCCAAGUACACAUGAUUUCAGCUGCAAUGGCAGGUUUUACCGCAAUCACGGCAACCAACCCCAUUUGGCUUAUAAAAACUCGGUUACAGCUUGAUGCAAGGAACCGUGGGGAAAAGCGAAUGGGUGCUUUUGAAUGUGUUCGUAAAGUGUAUCAGACUGAUGGACUUAGAGGAUUUUAUAGGGGCAUGUCUGCUUCAUAUGCUGGCAUAUCAGAGACUGUAAUCCAUUUCGUUAUAUAUGAAAGUAUAAAGCAAAAACUACUGGAAUAUAAAAUUGCUGCUACAAUGGAAAAUGAAGACGAGUCUGUGAAAGAAGCAUCAGAUUUUGUGGGAAUGAUGCUAGCAGCUGCCACGUCAAAAACUUGUGCCACAACGAUAGCAUAUCCACAUGAAGUUAUAAGAACAAGACUACGUGAAGAGGGAACAAAAUAUAGAUCUUUCUUUCAGACACUGUCUUUGGUUGUUCAAGAAGAAGGUUAUGGAUCUCUUUACCGUGGUCUAACAACUCAUCUGGUGAGACAGAUUCCAAACACAGCCAUCAUGAUGGCCACCUAUGAAUUGGUGGUCUACCUACUCAAUGGAUAGUAGCACAUAGGGCUGCUGUACUACAAAGAGGGAAGACCAAAAGAUUACAGUGGACCAUGGAGUAUCAAAGCCAGCCUGGUGGACAGAAGAAAAAUAGUUUGGGAACACAUAACUGUGCUUAAGUGGAAGUUUGGUUGUAAGAAUUAAAGUAAUCAUACCACAUUACUUGGUCUUUCAGUAAUGUGAA
Messenger RNA from Propithecus coquereli (Coquerel's sifaka), 931 nucleotides. RefSeq names its product solute carrier family 25 (pyrimidine nucleotide carrier), member 36 (gene SLC25A36). Gene Ontology annotation, biological process: pyrimidine nucleotide import into mitochondrion. NCBI's taxonomy places the organism in Eukaryota, Metazoa, Chordata, Mammalia, Primates, Indriidae. The transcript is spliced from 6 exons. The record is from RefSeq and is a predicted model, not a curated record. Bases 1 to 744 code for a protein of 247 amino acids. Gene Ontology annotation, cellular component: mitochondrion. Gene Ontology annotation, molecular function: pyrimidine nucleotide transmembrane transporter activity.